UUGAGAGCUUUUCAUUUUCUCAAAUGGAAAGCUUCUACCACCAUAGUUUCUCCCACAUCAACAACAUGAACAAUAACAGUGAUGCUCAUUUACCACCUGGUUUUCGUUUCCAUCCUACUGAUGAAGAACUCAUCACGUUCUACCUUCUGAAGAAAGUUCUUGACAACACUUUCACUGCAAGAGCCAUAGCUGAAGUUGAUCUCAACAAAUGUGAACCAUGGGAGCUACCAGAGAAAGCUAAGAUGGGUGAGAAAGAAUGGUACUUCUUCAGUUUACGUGACAGGAAGUACCCAACUGGGUUACGUACUAAUCGAGCUACAGAAGCUGGUUAUUGGAAAGCAACAGGGAAAGACAGAGAGAUUUACAGUUCCAAAACCUACUCUCUUGUUGGUAUGAAGAAAACCCUUGUUUUCUACAGAGGAAGAGCACCAAAAGGUGAAAAGAGUAACUGGGUUAUGCAUGAGUAUCGUCUUGAAGGCAAAUUUGCUUACCAUUUCCUCUCUAGAAACUCCAAGGAUGAAUGGGUGAUAUCACGUGUUUUCCAAAAGAGCAACACCGGAAACGGAAGCACCACCGUGACAGCCACCACAAGUGGUUCAAAAAAGACCAAAAUAGCCUCAACAGCUUCUGCAAGUAACAACAAUAUGAGUCUUUGCGCUGAACCAAGUUCACCUUCUUCAGUUUAUCUACCACCACUACUUGAUUCAUCUCCAUACUCCAACAACGCUGCCGCUAGCACCGCCGCAUUCAACGGCGGUCAAAUGUGUUCUUACAACAACAGCUCCAACAACACUGAUCUAAAGGAGCACGUGUCCUGUUUCUCCACAUCAUCUACAACAUCAAAUGUUGUAUCUGGUCUCAACAACAGCUUUAACAACAACAACAACAAUGGAAGUUUUGAUCUUAUUUCUCCUUCUAUGAAUGCAACAACAAUGGAUCCAUUUGCAAGGUUUCAGAGAAAUGUCGGUGUUUCUGCUUUUCCAAGCUUGAGAUCACUGCAAGAUAAUCUUCAGCUGCCUUUCUUUUUUUCCUCUGCGGCGGCGCAACCUUUAAGCGGUGGUGAUGUUCUUGGGGGGUGGGGUAUGCCGCAGGAGGAGCAAAGAACGGUGGUUGACGGUGGUGGUCAUAACAUGGGAGGGUUAGGUUCAUCUGAGCUUGAUUGCAUGUGGAACUAUUAAUUAAGGGUUUGAGGUUAAUUAAGCAUUAUAAUGAUUAGUAAACUUAAUUAUUUGCAUUAUUAGGAUUAACUUUUCCAAUAUUGAGAUGUUUGGAAUGUACUAGAGUGUUGUUAGUACUAUUAGGUUAUGGUUUGUGUAAGGGUAUUUUUGGAAGUAAAUGUUUUGUUA
Molecule: messenger RNA, 1346 nt
Organism: Vicia villosa (hairy vetch)
Lineage: Eukaryota; Viridiplantae; Streptophyta; Magnoliopsida; Fabales; Fabaceae
Product: protein CUP-SHAPED COTYLEDON 2-like
Exons: 3
Coding region: 24-1178 (384 amino acids)
Biological process (GO): regulation of DNA-templated transcription
Molecular function (GO): DNA binding
Source: RefSeq, a predicted model, not a curated record